This is a messenger RNA of Hippocampus zosterae (dwarf seahorse), 4342 nucleotides long. It is a transcript of the gene sgo1, whose product is annotated as shugoshin 1. The transcript has 13 exons. The record is from RefSeq and is a predicted model, not a curated record. NCBI's taxonomy places the organism in Eukaryota, Metazoa, Chordata, Actinopteri, Syngnathiformes, Syngnathidae. Gene Ontology annotation, biological process: meiotic chromosome segregation. The coding region runs from base 2110 to 3747 and encodes 545 amino acids. Gene Ontology annotation, cellular component: nucleus; chromosome, centromeric region.
UUUAUUUAAAAUCGAAAAAGCACAAUCCAACUUUUUCUUUCUUUUUUCUAGUUCAGGCUAAGUUGGGGUUUUUUUUCAUUAUUUUUGCAUUCAUUCUGUAACUGUAAUGUUCAAAUGUUUGGGUCCAUGCCCUGAAGUGUUAAGUGUUGUCCAAGGAGCGACACUUGAUCCACUUUUCGGGUGAUUUGAGCAUGCCUGACCACGAUUACGUUUCAAAAAGCGCUUUGGCCAUUGGGGUGAAGAGAAGGAGGAUGCAAAUGAGGAAGCAGCGCCAGUGCAAGCAGCGAGGGGACAAGUGCCGACCAGCCUGAAUUUUGUUACUUCCUGUUUAGGUGUCCCUUGAAUAUUUAGACGUCCUACUUCAGUCGUGUGAGGCUGCGGCGGCGGCCAUGUCUGAACGAGAAUCGCAAGAUGGGAACAAAGCCAAGCGGCCGCUCUACUGCUCACUCUGCAAAAUGGCCGUCAACUCGGCGUCCCAGCUGCAAGCUCACAACAGCGGCGCCAAGCACAAGACCAUGCUGGAGGCCAAGAGCGGCAACGGCGCCAUCGAGUCCUUCCCUAGAGUCGGCGGCAGCAAGGGCAAGAAGCCCCCGCCCGAGCCGGCCGGCGGCCUCCGGGACAAAACCUUUCGCUGUCACAUCUGCAACGUGCACGUCAAUUCGGACACGCAACUUAAACAGCACAUCAGCAGCCGGAGGCACAAGGACCGAGCGGCGGGGAAAGUGACCAAGCCCAAGUUCAAGCCGUAUGUGGCGGGACAACGGCUGCACACCUCACAACCAAAGAACCACGAUCAGUUCAAACCACCGUUGACACUGGCCUCGUCUCUCCUGGAUGGUCAGCUGGCAGCCGCCAUGUCGUUGCUACCGCCCUUCUCUCUCCAUUUUGGCACCAACGCCAGCCCGACCCUCUUUCGUGUUCCUCCCCUCACCAGGGCGGUCAUGCAUCCACCACUUGUGCUUCCUCACUACUGAAUAGAUUUUUUUUCACUUCUUCACUUCUCUUGUGGUGUUUGUAAUUUCCAACCUUUUCAAGCUCCAUUUUGUGAGUAUUGACAUUUAUUUUUAUUGUCAUAUUUUACGACAGAAAUUUUAGUUUGUUUCUAGUUCGAUUUUAGUUUAAUAUUUUUUUGUCUUUGUGAGUUUUUUAAUUAUAUAUUUCUUCAAGCAAAGGUAUCUACUUUGUUUCAGAAUAUAGUUUACUUGAUAUUUGAUGUGCUUUUUCUUUGGAUUCUUUGUUGUAAAUGUUUGUAUAUACAUCAUUUGAAUUCAUGUAAAAAGGUUUACAAUUAAUACACGAAUACAAGAAUAAAGGGAAUAAAAGCAUGCUAUAAAAAUAUUGAAAUCCAAAUUCAAACCAGGUUUUUUUUUUUAGAUAUUUAGGAGUCGCCGUCCUGCAAUGGGAACUCUUCUGUCGUUCACCGCUCAAGUGACGUCACUGAGCAUUGCGGCCAAUCAGCACUCGCGGCACGCAUUUCGAACGAUCCCUCCGGAAGAGGAGACGAACAGAUACCUUCGAGCAAUGGUUCGGUUACGCGACAAAAAUGCAACUUCUUUCCUGUUGACCGAAUAAAACACACACUCCUUUGUUCAUUCAAGCACUGGAUUACUUGGAUCCAAAUAAUUCGUGAGCCAUGGUGGGGAAACGGGUCCAGAAAAAGCCACCCCUGGAGGAGAUUAAGGAAAAAAUGAAGGUGAUGCGCAACAAGCAGCUCAACCGGGCGGCGGCACACAGCAGGGGGACAAGAGCCAGACUCGCCCACCAAAGUAACACUCGCUCCGCACAUUCUCCAUUAUUCAUGGUUUUUGUUAUUUAUAUAUUUAUUUUAUUGCCUGGAUUGUUUUUUGACAUUUUAUUUGCUUUGUUUUAACUUUUUUUCACAUUUUGUCUUUUUCUAGCAAUUUUAAAUGUCUUUUUUUAACUAUUUAGAUAUUUUUUAUUUAUUUAUGUAAUUAUCUAGAGUUGCUCUUUAAUGAGCUUUCCUUCUGUUUAGGAUUGCAUGAAUAUUUUUGUCAGUUAUUCCCCCGUAUUUGCAAAACGUAUUUUGCUCAUAUGUAGUACAGUCAUGGUUAAUGUCUGCUGUUCUUGUCGCGGGCAUCAGGCAGCAUCAUGCCGGGCAGCCUGCUCGUGGCCUUGAAGCAGAACAACACGGAGCUGGCGUUAGCGCUGCAGGCAGAGAAGGAGAAGGUGCGGCAGGCCAAUGCUAUCAUCCUGCAGUUGAGGCAGUCCCUCGUCUUCCACAUUACGCUGCUCAGGAGGAAGGUCCGGGAGCAGCAGUCCCUCACCACUUCCUCCCCUCUGGCUGAAGCAUCCGAGCUGCCCGUGGAAGCGAAUGUGGAGUCACCAAGGAGAGAAAAGAUCAGCGAGGGUAAACCGUGUGAGGUCUCCCCGAUUUGUGCAGAGUCUCCUAAAAUGGACGUCCAGCCUGACUAUAUCCGAAUGGCUCUGCCUCCUACGGUGAUGGUGAGGAAAAGACGCGGCGACAGGAGGCGGUCCGAUCGCGUGCGCUUCAUCGGCGAGGUGAACUUGGGGGCGCUCGGGGCAGAACGCCCCAAACAGCACGAAGACCCCCAUGAGGUUUUGAAGGGACGGGUGGACGAUCCCAUCUGCGUGCCGGACUCCGAGCCACCCGUCAAUACUCGCAAAGAUGGCCGCUAUCAGUUGCGUCCCAAAGCGGAUGCGUCCACGGCCAAGCCCCCCGAACGAGGACGCAAGCCUGAGCGAGCGCCCCUAAAAAAACCCUGGGAGAACCCCAAGCGCAGGGCGCGAUCCAAAAGCCGGGAGCGCCGCGCGCCACCCCUCCAGCAACUCAACACCUCACUGGGCUUCAACGACACCUUUGACUUUGACUGCGAGGAGGCCGUCCACCUCACGCCCUUCAGGGCCAAGCCCAACCACCCCGAAGACCCCGUUACGGAACCCGCCGGAGACCCCACCCCAGACUCUCCGGCUCCGGACCCGAGCUCGCCGUCAUCGCCAUCCUCCGAGUCGGAAGACAGCCUGUAUGUGCCGAAGAAGAAGCCCCGAAGAGAGUGUGCGUCCCCCGAGACCACCAAGGUCAUCGCCACCCGCAGGGGACGAGCCGCCAACACAAACGCCGGCCGGCCAAAAUCUGUGACAGACCAGGAGUGGCGGCAGGAGGAUGCGCAACCCAAUCAGGAAGUCGACGGGGUCCACCAAACAAGUUUCUCAAACAGUCCUCACUCCGCGUGUCAACAAGAAGGGGUGAGCCAGGACAUGGUGGGCACCGCUUUCCCCUCAGUCGGCACCCUGGCGGAAGUUGACAUGACCAUUGAUGAUGUCUUCUCCCGAUUCGGGCACUCCCUCUGUGAAAGUCAGCCUCCGCCGCCGCCUCCUCCUUCCGCACUUGCCAGCCACGCGCUCCAACAGCAACGCCAGCGCAAGAAAUGUGGGCUCGGUGGCUCCGGGCGGGUGCCGGGAAGCGUCGGCUUGACCCUGAGUGACAUGACCAAUCUGUCGCCCAUAGCCCGCCGCCACGCCUCCCAAACACUGUGCUCGUCCACGCCGGCGACCCCACGGAUGCGACGACGCACCCUAGUGGUGGACUACAAGGAGCCCUCCUUGAGCGCGAAACUCCGGCGCGGGGACAAAUUCACCGACUUGCGAUUCCUCCCGCCGGGCUCGCCCAUUUUCAAGACCAAGUUGACAGGCAGGGCUUCUCGAGCGUCCACCAGCACACGCGACAAACUAGGCAAAUAUAACGAGUCGUUUGUUGGAUGUCGUUGAUGCUUUUACCACCCAAAAAGUGUUUCGAACUGAAUGUGUUUCAAAAGCCAGAUUGAUAGUCAAGUAACGUGUAAAAUUCUUACAAAACAGGAAGCUGAUGUUCCCCCUUUUUCUUUCACAUUUAACACUUCUCAAAAUAGGCACUGUUAUUGGCAAAAAUAAGGCAAAAAAAAGUACAUUUUGACUCCAUUUUCACGUUUGCCUUCCUUUCAUUUGCUGCAAAGACCAUUGACCAAAAAAUACACAAAACUAUCUGCAGAAAUGACAACUUAAGUCAUUGAUUUUUUUUAAUACAUCUCUAAAUAGGCAACAAUCGUACGAAGCCCGUUAUUCAAUAAAUGGGGCACAAAAUAUAUUUUAUAAUUUAAAAUGUGUCUUGUUUUGCAAUGCAUGCUUUGUUCACAAAUUGAGUGAGUAGUAGCAUUUGCGUCAAACAAGAAAAUAUAUAUAUAUUUUGUUGUUGUUGGGGGGUUUUUUUUGCUCUUAGCAAAGUGGUCGUCAAGUCGGCUUGACCCUGUGUGAAACAAGUAAAUGGUUUUUUUUUUUGGUUGCUCUUAGAGUCUCAUUUUGCAAUAAAAUGUAUUUUUGGAAUUAA